Sciurus carolinensis (gray squirrel) is the source of this 2892-nucleotide messenger RNA. RefSeq names its product solute carrier family 5 member 3 (gene Slc5a3). The transcript is spliced from 2 exons. The record is from RefSeq and is a predicted model, not a curated record. Gene Ontology annotation, molecular function: D-glucose:sodium symporter activity. Bases 477 to 2633 code for a protein of 718 amino acids. Gene Ontology annotation, cellular component: plasma membrane. Gene Ontology annotation, biological process: myo-inositol transport; inositol metabolic process; transmembrane transport. NCBI's taxonomy places the organism in Eukaryota, Metazoa, Chordata, Mammalia, Rodentia, Sciuridae.
CCAGCACUUCCCCGCCAGGUCCCCCUCCAGGUCCCCGCCCCUCCGCGUCCCGGGACCCGGCUCGGUCCGGAGCCGCGCCUAGCGUUCGGGCAUGCCCCGCUACGAGCUGGCUUUGAUCCUGAAAGCCAUGCAGCGGGGUUGGUACAGUAGGCUUCACUAGACUUAGCUGCAACUCAGAAUUUCUCCUCCAGCACCUGAGUAAAUGCUGAUGGUCUUGUGGAGUGUGGAUUAAGAGUACGAGCUAAGUUCUCAAAUCCCAAUUAAGAAGCGGAGGAAAAUUUAAACUGUCUCCUUCAAAGUUUAUCACAACCACCACCAUCAAGACAGCAAACCAAAGGACAAAGACUUUGACCUGCUGUGUUGCCCUGUAUAGUCCAGUUCACGUAUGGUUUGCAGACUUGGCUGAGGUUACUAAUAAGUAAAUAAAAAGCUGGACACUUCUGUCAUUUGGACGCUUUUAUUCACAAGUUACCAGAAUGAGGGCUGUACUGGAGACAGCAGACAUUGCCAUAGUGGCCCUGUAUUUUAUCCUGGUCAUGUGCAUUGGUUUUUUUGCCAUGUGGAAAUCUAAUAGAAGCACCGUGAGUGGAUACUUCCUGGCGGGGCGCUCUAUGACCUGGGUAGCAAUUGGUGCCUCUCUGUUUGUGAGCAAUAUUGGGAGUGAGCACUUCAUUGGGCUGGCAGGAUCUGGAGCUGCAAGUGGAUUUGCAGUGGGCGCAUGGGAAUUCAAUGCCUUACUGCUUUUGCAACUUCUGGGAUGGGUUUUCAUCCCAAUUUACAUCCGGUCGGGGGUAUACACCAUGCCUGAAUACUUGUCCAAGCGAUUUGGUGGCCAUAGGAUUCAGGUCUAUUUUGCAGCCUUGUCUCUGAUUCUCUAUAUCUUCACCAAGCUCUCAGUGGAUCUGUAUUCAGGUGCCCUCUUUAUCCAGGAGUCUUUGGGUUGGAACCUCUAUGUGUCUGUCAUCCUGCUCAUUGGCAUGACUGCUUUGCUGACUGUCACCGGAGGCCUUGUUGCAGUGAUCUACACAGACACUCUGCAGGCUCUGCUCAUGAUUGUUGGGGCGCUCACACUUAUGAUUAUUAGCAUGAUGGAGAUUGGUGGGUUUGAGGAAGUUAAGAGAAGGUACAUGUCGGCCUCACCUAAUAUUCCCUCCAUCUUGUUGACAUACAACCUUUCCAACACAAAUUCUUGUAACGUCUCCCCUAAGAAAGAAGCCCUAAAAAUGUUGCGGGAUCCAACAGAUGAAGAUGUUCCAUGGCCUGGAUUCAUUCUUGGGCAGACCCCAGCCUCAGUGUGGUACUGGUGUGCUGACCAAGUCAUCGUACAGAGGGUCCUGGCAGCCAAAAAUAUUGCUCACGCCAAAGGCUCUACUCUUAUGGCUGGCUUUUUGAAGCUUCUGCCAAUGUUUAUCAUAGUUGUCCCAGGAAUGAUUUCCAGGAUACUCUUUACUGAUGAUAUAGCUUGCAUCAACCCAGAGCACUGCAUGCAAGUGUGUGGAAGCCGAGCUGGGUGCUCCAAUAUUGCUUACCCACGCCUGGUGAUGAAGCUUGUUCCUGUGGGCCUUCGGGGCUUGAUGAUGGCUGUGAUGAUUGCAGCUCUAAUGAGUGACUUGGACUCUAUAUUUAACAGUGCUAGUACUAUAUUCACUCUUGAUGUGUACAAACUCAUCCGCAAGAGUGCAAGCUCCCGGGAACUAAUGAUUGUGGGGAGGAUAUUUGUGGCUUUUAUGGUGGUAAUCAGCAUAGCGUGGGUACCAAUCAUUGUGGAGAUGCAAGGAGGCCAGAUGUACCUUUACAUUCAGGAGGUAGCAGAUUACCUGACCCCCCCAGUGGCGGCCCUGUUCCUUUUGGCAAUUUUCUGGAAGCGCUGCAAUGAACAAGGGGCUUUCUAUGGUGGAAUGGCUGGCUUUGUUCUUGGAGCAGUCCGUUUGAUACUGGCCUUUGCCUACCGUGCCCCAGAGUGUGACCAACCUGAUAAUAGACCAGGCUUCAUCAAAGACAUCCAUUAUAUGUAUGUGGCCACAGCAUUAUUUUGGGUCACAGGACUCAUUACUGUAAUUGUCAGCCUUCUCACACCACCUCCCACAAAGGAACAGAUUCGCACCACCACCUUUUGGUCUAAGAAGAACCUGGUGACUAAGGAAAGCUGCUCUCAGAAAGAUGAACCUUACAAAAUGCAGGAGAAGAGCAUUCUGCGAUGCAAUGAGAACAGCGAGGCCAUCAUCCAUGUCAUUCCCAAUGGGAAAUCUGAAGAUAGUAUUAAGGGCCUUCAGCCCGAAGAUGUCAAUCUUUUGGUGACCUGCAGAGAGGAGGGCAAUCCUGUGGCUUCCUUGGGUCAUUCAGAGGCAGAAACACCAGUAGAUACUUAUUCCAAUGGGCAAGCGGCUCUCAUGGGUGAGAAAGAGAGAGAGAAAGAAACGGAGGAUGGAAACCGGUACUGGAAGUUCAUAGACUGGUUUUGUGGCUUUAAAAGUAAGAGCAUCAGCAAGAGGAGUCUCAGAGACUUGAUGGAGGAGGAGGCUGUUUGUUUACAAAUGUUAGAAGAGACUCCACAAGUUAAAGUCGUACUGAAUAUUGGACUUUUUGCUGUGUGUUCUCUUGGAAUUUUCAUGUUUGUUUAUUUCUCCAUAUGAACUUAAGGCUAUGAUGAGACACUUAACUUAAGAAAAUACUGGUCUUUGGAAAAAAAAUUAUGUAACUGUUGCAUCUCUCAGGCAUUGUUUACGCUGUAGGUUUUAGCCAAAUUUUACUUAGCAGAAAAUCAUUUAUUUGCAAGACUUUAUUUUCCCAGAGAUGGAUUAAAGUAAAUCUUCAACUUUUAAAUGAAGCAAAACAGACUGAAAAGUUAAAAAAAAAAAAAAAAAUGUGGUUUAAAAAAUUUCCAUACCAAAG